AUGGACACGAGGACGGCGACGGCCGAACUGGGCUGGACUGCCAACCCUCCUUCAGGGUGGGAAGAGGUGAGUGGCUACGACGAGAACCUGAACACCAUCCGCACCUACCAGGUGUGCAACGUCUUCGAGCCCAACCAGAACAACUGGCUGCUGACCACCUUCAUCGGGCGGCGCGGCGCUCACCGUGUCUAUGCCGAGCUGCGCUUCACCGUGCGCGACUGCAGCAGCCUGCCCAACGUGCCCGGCUCCUGCAAGGAGACCUUCAACCUCUACUACUACGAGACCGACGCCGUCAUUGCCACCAAGCAGGCUGCCUUCUGGACGGAGGCUCCCUACCUGAAGGUGGACACCAUUGCUGCUGACGAGAGCUUCUCCCAGGUGGACUUCGGGGGCAGGCUGAUGAAGGUGAACACGGAAGUGAGGAGCUUCGGGCCCCUGACCCGCAGCGGCUUCUACCUGGCCUUCCAGGACUAUGGCGCCUGCAUGUCGCUGCUCUCCGUCAGGGUCUUCUUCAAGAAGUGCCCCAGCGUGGUGCAGAACUUUGCCAUCUUCCCGGAGACUAUGACGGGGGCGGAGAGCACCUCUCUGGUGACCGCCCGCGGCACCUGCAUCGCCCAUGCCGAGGAGGUGGACGUGCCCAUCAAGCUCUACUGCAACGGGGAUGGGGAGUGGAUGGUGCCCAUCGGCCGCUGCACCUGCAAGCCUGGCUACGAGCCUGAGAACAACCUGGCCUGCAGAGCCUGCCCCGUGGGGACGUUCAAGGCCAGGCAGGGCACAGGGCUGUGUGCCUCCUGCCCCCCCAACAGCCGCUCCGCCGCCGAGGCUGCGCCACUCUGCAGCUGCCGCAAUGGCUUCUACCGGGCAGACCUGGACCCCCCGGCAGCUGCCUGCACCAGCGUCCCCUCGGGCCCCCGGAACGUGAUCUCGCUGGUGAACGAGACGUCCAUCAUCCUGGAGUGGCACCCGCCGCGGGACACGGGCGGCCGCGACGACCUGCGCUACAACAUCGUCUGCAGGAAGUGCGGCGCCGACGGCCGCGCCUGUGCCCGCUGCGACGACAACGUCGCCUUUGUGCCGCGCCAGCUGGGGCUCACCGGCACCCGCGUCCUCAUCAGUAGCCUCUGGGCACACACCCCCUACACCUUCGAGAUCCAGGCUGUCAACGGCGUCUCCAGCAAGAGCCCCUUCCCCCCGCAGCACGUCUCCGUCAACAUCACCACCAACCAAGCUGCCCCCUCCACUGUGCCCAUCAUGCACCAGGUGAGUGCCACCAUGAGGAGCAUCACCCUGUCCUGGCCCCAGCCCGAGCAGCCCAAUGGCAUCAUCCUGGACUAUGAGCUGCGCUACUACGAGAAGCUGAGUCGCAAUGAGUACAACUCGUCCCUGGCACGCAGCCAGACCAACACGGCGCGGCUGGAGGGGCUGCGGCCUGGCAUGGUGUACGUGGUGCAGGUGCGGGCACGGACCGUGGCUGGCUAUGGCAAGUACAGCGGCAAGAUGUGCUUCCAGACCCUCACCGACGAUGACUACAAGUCAGAGCUGAGAGAGCAGCUGCCUUUGAUUGCAGGGUCUGCAGCAGCUGGGGUGGUCUUCAUUGUCUCACUGGUGGCCAUCUCCAUCGUCUGCAGCAGGAAGCGUGCCUACAGCAAGGAGGCUGUGUACAGUGACAAGCUGCAGCACUACAGCACUGGCAGAGGCAUGAAGAUCUACAUCGACCCCUUCACCUAUGAGGACCCCAACGAGGCGGUGCGGGAGUUCGCCAAGGAGAUUGAUGUCUCCUUUGUGAAGAUCGAGGAGGUCAUUGGAGCAGGGGAGUUCGGGGAGGUGUACAAGGGGCGCCUGCGGCUGCCUGGCAAGCGGGAGCUGGCAGUGGCCAUCAAGACGCUGAAGGCUGGGUACUCGGAGCGGCAGCGGCGCGACUUCCUGAGCGAGGCCAGCAUCAUGGGGCAGUUCGACCACCCCAACAUCAUCCGCCUGGAGGGCGUGGUCACCAAGAGCCGCCCGGUCAUGAUCGUCACCGAGUUCAUGGAGAACGGCGCCCUCGACUCCUUCCUGCGGCAAAACGAUGGUCAGUUCACGGUAAUCCAGCUGGUUGGCAUGCUGCGGGGCAUCGCGGCGGGCAUGAAGUACCUGGCAGAGAUGAACUACGUGCACCGGGACCUGGCUGCCAGGAACAUCCUGGUGAACAGCAACCUGGUCUGCAAGGUGUCCGACUUCGGCCUCUCGCGCUACCUGCAGGACGACACUUCCGACCCCACCUACACCAGCUCCCUGGGGGGGAAGAUCCCAGUCCGGUGGACAGCGCCAGAGGCCAUCGCCUACCGCAAAUUCACCUCGGCCAGCGACGUCUGGAGCUAUGGCAUCGUCAUGUGGGAGGUGAUGUCGUUUGGGGAGAGACCCUACUGGGACAUGUCCAACCAGGAUGUGAUCAACGCCAUCGAGCAGGACUACCGCCUGCCGCCGCCCAUGGAGUGCCCUGCGGCGCUGCACCAGCUGAUGCUGGACUGCUGGCAGAAGGAGCGCAACGCGCGGCCGCGCUUCGGGGACAUCGUCAGCACCCUGGACAAGAUGAUUCGCAACCCGGCCAGCCUCAAGGCCCUGGCUGCCGUCACCGCUGUGCCUUCUCAGCCCCUCCUCGACCGCUCCAUCCCCGACUUCACUGCCUUUACCUCAGUAGACGACUGGCUGAGUGCUGUGAAGAUGAGCCAGUACCGGGACAGCUUCCUGGCCGCUGGCUUCACCUCCCUGCAGCUCGUCGCCCAGAUCACCUCUGAAGACCUCCUGCGGAUAGGAGUGACUUUGGCUGGGCACCAGAAGAAGCUGCUGAACAGCGUGCAGUCCAUGCGGAGCAGAUAUUUAAACACAAACCCAGAGAGAACAGUGAAGACAAAGCAGUGUGCGGGGGGGGACAGACCCCAGCCCUGCAGAGCAGACUCUGAUCCCACUGCCCACGAGCAGCGCUCAGAGCUGAGGAGGAGGAAGGGGCAGGCAGGAGAUGGAGCGUCCUUGUCUGGAGGAACCACCUUCCUCCUCUUCUUCAGCCAUCCUUCCCUGCUCACCUUGCUCGUGGACCAGGUGGAAGUGUCCUCAGAGGUCUCCACGGCUCCCAGCUGCCGCUCCAGCGACCACGGAAGGACUUCUGUGAGCAGUGCCUGGGGGAUGCGACUGGACCCAGUUAAUGUCUUCAUAUUGAAGCAGAGAUGUACCUUCCCCAGAGAGCCUUGGCCUCCCUGGAGAGCCUUGGCUGCUGCCUCUUCUCUUUUGCUUGCAUUUUUUUUGCAAAAAGGAAACAAAAGGAUUACAAAAUGAACCCCAAGCCCCUCCCCCUUGGAAGGCCACCCUGGCCGUGGAGGUGUCCCCUCUGUGUGUGCACUCCCCGAGCCUCCCUACCCUCUCCCCCUACCGUGGGCUCCCUCCUUGUCCCUGACUCUGAUCACCCAGAGCCAAGGUGGUUGCUGCAGCCCCCAGGAGCAGCAGGGAGCUGCCCCAGCCAGCACUGAGCACCCUGCACGUGGGGAGGAGGACACUGAGGGCCGUCGAGGGGAGCAGAGGGCCCAGAGGAGCUGCCCCGUGGCUGGGACUGGGCUGCUGGCUGUUGGAGAAGGAGGGGUGGCUGCUCUGGGAACAGACUGCUAAGGCCCCCAGACCCUGGGAGGUGCCUGGA
Molecule: messenger RNA, 3664 nt
Organism: Indicator indicator
Lineage: Eukaryota; Metazoa; Chordata; Aves; Piciformes; Indicatoridae
Gene: EPHB1
Product: EPH receptor B1
Exons: 16
Coding region: 1-3309 (1102 amino acids)
Biological process (GO): protein phosphorylation; cell surface receptor protein tyrosine kinase signaling pathway; axon guidance
Cellular component (GO): neuron projection; plasma membrane
Molecular function (GO): transmembrane-ephrin receptor activity; ATP binding; protein binding
Source: RefSeq, a predicted model, not a curated record